UUUUUUUUUUGGUGAAGAGAUUUAGGAAUGUGGAGACCAGCAGCAGCUACGUCACCCUGAAAUCCGCUGGGGUCCCGUCGUCAGAAAACUUUAAACAAAGCUUCAUUGAAUUAACGACUCAAAACCACCCGGGACGCUCCGUCUCUGUCUCCAUGGUAACGCGGCGGACGCCCAGCCUCGGUGUCGUCGCGUUGAGCUGCCUGCAGAAAGGAGGGCGGACCCGGGGAGGAGAGGAGAGGAGAGACCGCUCUUUCUCUCCCGGAAAAAAAUCAGUCGAAGAUGCCAUUUCACGACGGAGUCUACUACCCCUACUCUAGUGACACCCAGGGGACCCAUUCAUCAGCCGGGAUCCCAUCCCUCCUGAAUUCACCGCUCAGCCAGCACUCCGUACCUGCGCCGGGCAUGACUCCAUCCAGCGGAGCCUCCGUCGUCCUCCCGUUCAAGUUCCGCCCGCGCAGGGAGAGCGUGGACUGGCGGCGGAUCAACGCGGUGGACAUAGACGCGGUGGUGAGUCAGCUGGACGUGGACGCUCUUCAGGAGCACAUCAGCACGGUGACCUUCUGCAGCCUGGACGGCGAGCGGUGUCAGCGGUGCCAGAGCCCCGUUGACCCGGCUCUGGUCAAGCUCCUGCAGCUGGCCCAGCUCACGGUGGAGUGGCUCCUCCACUGCCAGGAGUUCCUCACGCUCAACCUGCGGGCGGCCGAGGAGAGGCUGGCGGCGGCCGGCGCCGAGCGCGAGCAGCUGCAGGCUCAGCAGAAGAAGCAGGAGGAGAAGGCGAAGGCGCUGACGGCCGAGCUCAAGCAGAGGAAGAAGGUCAUCCGCACCCAGCAGUCGCUGCUCACGCCGCGGAUCAUCAGCAGCCACAAGUGUCCACAGUGUGACAAAUCCUUCAUCAAUUCCUCCUUUCUGCAGAAUCACAUGCAGCGCCGCCACCCUGACGAGUACGACAACCAGUUGCGUUCAGACAGCGAGAAGAAAUCUCAGAUUGAAAGUCUCAAAUUGGAGAUCGACAGCCUGAAGGCGCAGAUUGUUCAGCAGCAGCAGGACCUUCAAGCCAAAGCAGCUCAGGAAAAAGAGCAGCAGUCCAUCCACAAAGACCUGCUCAGAGAAAUGGACCGCUUCAAAGCGGAGGAGAUGGCACGCAUGGACAGAAAGAUAGAAGACAGCAGGGAUGGCAUCCGCAGGGAGAUGGAAUUUCUUUACACCCGGAACAUUCAAGCUCUCAAUGAAGCAAACCAGAAUCAAACAGCCAAGCAUGAGAAAUCAGUCAGCCCUGUUCAGUCGCAGCCCGAGAGAGACGUGGACAACUACAAAGAGAUGCAGAUCCAAGCCAUCCAAAAGCUGGAACACCAAAUGAAGAAACAGGAUAAAAAGUGGGAGGCCAGGCUGCAGGAGAUAAAGGCUCAACACGAGUCCGAAAAGAAUCAGCUGCUGAACGAGCUGAGCAGAAUGCAGUCGUCCGUGUCCGACCAGCAGGAGCGCAGCCAGAGGCUGCAGCAGGAGAUGGGGAGGAGGCUGCAGGAGAAGGAGCAAACCAUCAAGGCUCAGAAGGAGCAGAUCAGGAAUAUUUCUUCAAAUCCACCCACCAAAGUCGUGGAAGUACCAGUCAUCGUCAGUGCGCCGGCCCCAGAGCCCAAAGCAAAGAGAGUUGUACUCGACUCGAGCAGCUUCUCUGAGAGGAGGCCGGCGGUGGAGAAGAAGCCUGAGCCCGCGCCAGAGAGGAAGACGAGGGUGACGUCCAGCGUCCUGAGAAGGAACAACAGCAUCAAGAAAGACAUGCGGCCAGAUAUCGAGCAAGCUGUCAUGAUGAAGCUGGAGAACCUCGGAGUCAAGCCGGAUCAGAGCGGCCUGAAGAACAAAGAGUUCACCUCCAUCCUGGCCAAGGUGCACACAAACCGGGAUAGCUUCGCAAGGGGGAAGCCUGACUACUGGCGCCAGCGGGAGGAGAUAGCCAGCACCGUGGAUCAGAAGCUGGGUGGCGAGAGGAGAGGCAGUGACCCCGUUCCUGAAUCACAGGCCAGAUCCAGACAAUCUGUUCAAGUGUUGCAGAUACGCCCUCGAUCCAGCAGCCUGCCCUCAAGAGCGACCCAGGUGACGUCUGCAGUCAGACAGCCUAAGACUCCGCAGCCAGCACCGAGGACCAAGACCACCACCCAACCCAAGACGUCCACACCCAGCAGCAAGAGCGCUCUGAGGAAUCCCACACCCAAGACCCCCCCGUUCAGUUCAGAUGAAGAAUCUGAAGAAGACGACAGCGACAUGGAGGAGGAGCAGCCCCAAAAACACCAGAGAGGCAAAUCACCGCCGUCCAGACCCAACCAGGCCGCCCCAGUCCAAAUCAAAGCGAGCAAAGCCAGUCCAGUCCAGGCCAGGCAUGCUCUAACCAAGCAGUCAUUCUCCUUCAACUCCCAGCAGGCCAGGGGGUCAGCGGGCGGCGUGACCAAGACGGCGGUCACAAAGAUGGAGAGCGAGGAAGACGACGAGUGGGCGGAUAUCAGCGAGCUGCAGGAGAUCGACCCGAAACAACUGCAGAGCCACAAAGACCAGAACGGCAACGUGGAGAAGAGAAACUUCGGGAAAGAGAACAAAAUCAACGACCUGGCCAGAAAAAUGGAGCAACAGUUUGCAGGGAGAGCAGCAAAGAAACCAGCAGGGGGCGUCAGCAUCUUACCGGAGAGGAAGGACGAGGUUCAGGAGCUCACGUACACAGAUCUGGAGGAGAGCAGUGAGUGGAUGGUCUCCUCCCUAGAGGACAGACUGGAAAUGUCCAAACAAGCUCAGGGCUCUGGACCAAUGAGGAAGAGUCAGGACUCCAGCACCAGCGUCUGGGGAACCUCCACAGGAAAGGGUCCCAAAUCAGCAGGUCUGACCGAGGCUGGAACAGGAAGCACCCUGAAGAGCAGCCUGUGCUCCCUCAGCGACAUCAGCGACUCCGAGGACAUUAGCAAUAAGCAUUACAGCUGAUCAGGUGACGUAGGUCUACGCCAAGCACAGACACAGAGACCUCAGGCGACUCCUCUGACACCUCCUCUACGCCACAUAGCCAUAUCUUAACACAGAGAGAGCAAUACUUCACUCAGAAUCUAAUAAACAUGUCAGACAUGACGAGAGCUCAGCAGUCUCACCUCGCGCUUCGUGCCAAUUCUUUGCUUGCCUUAGACCUCUUCAGUGUUUUAGAUUCUGUUUGCGUAUCCAAUGAAAUAUAAUCCAGUCUGAAUGAGAUACUGUAUGUAGCACAUGUAAAGCUUUGUACAUCAAAUUUUAUAAUUCCUUCAUGAGAUGUGAUUUUGUAAAGAUAAAUAUUUAUACUCGCAAUAAAAGAUUUCUUUGUGGAUUAUGAAAAU
This is a messenger RNA of Larimichthys crocea (large yellow croaker), 3344 nucleotides long. It is a transcript of the gene dzip1, whose product is annotated as DAZ interacting zinc finger protein 1. Gene Ontology annotation, biological process: cilium assembly. NCBI's taxonomy places the organism in Eukaryota, Metazoa, Chordata, Actinopteri, Sciaenidae. The coding region runs from base 280 to 2964 and encodes 894 amino acids. Gene Ontology annotation, cellular component: cytoplasm; ciliary basal body. The transcript is spliced from 18 exons. The record is from RefSeq and is a predicted model, not a curated record.